CAGGCUGCCUGUGUUCGAUACCGUCAGCGCAGACAAAGCGCCCCGGGGCCAGGGGAGAGAGACGGACUCUGCUGGACCGGACUGUCCCUGUGUUACUGUCUCGAUACCCGGAGUCAUGCAAAAACAGCGGCCCGGCCGGGGGAAAUCCGCGCUGCCGCCCAGCUAUUACGAGGGGUUUAUUGAGAAGAAAGGGCCCAAGGAAAAGGAGCACAAGCGAUACUGGACGAGUCUGAUCGGAGACACUCUGUUCUUCUUCAAUAACUCCCGGGACACCACGUAUGUGGAGAAACUCUGUCUGUCUGGUUUCCUGUCGCUGACUGAUGACAACAGCCGAGACAAGAACCUGGAGGCGGGGCGCCUCACACUGAAGAUGCGCGACGGAGAGUUCCGACUGACGGUUCCCAGUCUGGAGGCCCGGGAGCUGUGGAAGGGAUUCAUCUACACCAUCGUUAAGCUCGCGGUGCCCCAUUCCCUCACUCUGCUGCCCGGUCAGAUUCACCUGCUGCAGGAGGUCCUGUCGGAGGAGGAGAAGAGGCGCAGGAAGCAGGAGGAGAGCGCAGCACCCCCCGCAGGCAGCCCUGCGAACUGCACUGAGCAGGAGACAGACCUGCCCAGCUGCUUCAACAAAGUGUCCCGGACGGAGGCAGAGUCUCUCCUGGAGAAAUACCCGGACUGCGGGAACCUGCUGCUGCGCCCGGGCAGAGACGGGCAGAGCUAUGCUGUGAGCACCAGACAGGAGCUCAACGGGUCUUCGGUGAUGAAGCACUACCGGGUGGGAAGGCAGGGCCCAGGCUACCUGAUCGAGGUGGAGAAUCCUAUCUCGUGCUCCUCUCUCUGUGACGUGGUGAGCUGCUUCAUAGAGAAGACGGACCGCACCCUGGUGCCCUUCAUCCUGCAGGAGGACUACGAGCACAGCAUCAGUUUUGUUCAGUCGGACAGAGACAGUGGGGAGGACACUGUGCAGCGUGCCCGAGCGAUCUCGACCCCCAAACCCCCCCUCCCUCCCAAAAAACCAGGUAUCCCCUCUCCUCGGGCUUCACUUCCCACCCUGUACACCGAACCAGAACCCAUCCCAGAACCGGAACCAGAGGAAAACUUUUACCUGAACGACUACUGUAAUGCUCAGAGUGCGGAGGACGCUGUGAAGAAAGGUCAGGCUGACCACUCCCCCCGACCGCCCCUCCUGCCACCCAAACCAGCUCCCACAACGAUGAACCCAGUGAAUAUGAAGACUCCCCUGAAGCCCCCCGUGUGUCUCAAACCCAAACCCAGCCAGCGCCCCCCCUCCGAAUCCACGGCAACCGUGAAGCCCCUGUUACCACAGCAAUCACAGCCCAACGAGAUGCUGCUGCACAGUGUAACAGAGGAGCUGCGUGAGAAGCUGCUGCAGAGGCGAGGUUAUCUCAGCUGAGAGACGGGGCGCAGGCCAGGGGGCGGGGCGGGGGCCCGGGAUGUAGUGGUAGAGUUAAAGAGCACAUUUGAAAUGACGCUGCUACUUCAAAAUGCUCCACAAAAUGACUAAGCAGCCCGUCCUGAAACAAGGACAGAGGCACUGAAUGGGUUAAAGCAUCUCGUUUCUCCUCCACACAGCGCUAAUGCAGGGUUGAUAGCGUGCUACUGUAGCGCUGCUCCUCAGAGCUGCUGAGUGGAAUCGCUGCUUCUCUGAGUUUAGAAUCUCUUCUGAUUCACCAGAACUGAGCAGCUGAGCAAACGGCUUCCUCUUCAGACACAUGGAGAGCGACGCGAGUCACGAGCACUCAGAUCAGCACAUCCAGCAGCCCUACAGGCUCAACCCAGCAUCAUGCACCUUGGUGCACAAAGAAAAACGCGGUUUUAUUUGCAGGGCACGUAAUUCCCUUUGUAUCUUAAACUUUUCAGGAAUUCAUGUAUUAAACAAACAGUGCUGUAAAAAGAGUGUGUGCGCAUGUUGAGGUACAGUAUGUGUGUCUUGCAUCGAUCCAUUCCGAUUCCAAACACAAUUUAUCAAAGGUAAGAAAAUACAAAAUCAUUCAAAGUU
Molecule: messenger RNA, 2017 nt
Organism: Acipenser ruthenus (sterlet)
Lineage: Eukaryota; Metazoa; Chordata; Actinopteri; Acipenseriformes; Acipenseridae
Product: signal-transducing adaptor protein 2-like
Exons: 14
Coding region: 116-1411 (431 amino acids)
Molecular function (GO): signaling adaptor activity
Source: RefSeq, a predicted model, not a curated record